AUGCUCUCAAAUCAGCACACACCCAGGCACUUAUUAUCAGUUUCUCUGUUUCACAAGUGCAGAGCAAGUUCACAUGGUGCACCACGAAUAUACAUAACAGUCGACACACCUCUGGGUCCCAUAAGAGGUCGUCAACUUAAUACCACAACUGGCAACCCUGUUUAUACCUUCAAAGGAAUUCCGUAUGCUGAACCACCAGUUGGAUCAUUACGUUUUAAGCCACCAGUACCUGUGUCUUCUUGGACAGAAGAAAAAGAUGCUCUGCAAACACCAAACCGAUGCAUACAGAUGGAUGGUUUGGGAAACAUAAAGGGAGAUGAAGACUGUCUCUACCUGAAUGUCUUUAGCCCAGAGUUGCCAUCUGAUACAAGUGUCCCAAGACCAGUUCUGGUCCUGAUACAUGUUGGCUGCUUCAGAACUGGCUAUGCUCAGCAAUGUUAUUUAGAUUAUUAUAUUGAUCAUGGAAUAGUGGUAGUAUCCAUACAGUAUCGUCUUGGAGCUUUAGGAUUCAUGAGCACAGGUGACUCUCUCCUUCCUGGAAAUCUUGGAAUGAAAGAUCAGGUUCUUGCACUGAAGUGGAUAAAGCAAAACAUUAGAGGAUUUGGUGGUAAUCCAGAUGAAGUUACUAUUUCUGGUCAGAGUUCAGGAGGAUCUGCAGUACAUUACCACUUGCUGUCACCAUUAUCAAAAGGUCUUUCCAAAUGAGCUAUAGCACAGAGUGGAUCUGCACUUAGUCCUUGGGCAUUUACUACAAAUGCUACUGACAGAACAUUCCGUUAUGCAUCAUAUUUGGGAUUUAUUGGAGAGACCACUUCAGAACUUAUGGAGU
Schistocerca nitens (vagrant locust) is the source of this 829-nucleotide messenger RNA. RefSeq names its product esterase FE4-like. The coding region runs from base 1 to 705 and encodes 234 amino acids. The record is from RefSeq and is a predicted model, not a curated record. NCBI's taxonomy places the organism in Eukaryota, Metazoa, Arthropoda, Insecta, Orthoptera, Acrididae. The transcript has 7 exons.